AUGGUACCACGUGGAAGCUGCGACCACGAUUUAAACCUUGCGAUUACCAUUUUCAAUGACAAGCUUAAAGCAAGCCUAUCUGAUAUGAAUCACAGACUCUUCAACACUUCUUUUUUAUACUCCGACUACUUCAACUUCAUGUUAGAGCUACGUGGACCUUCAUUUGAUCAAGCUAGUUCGAAUCUAUUGAACACGACAAGCCCAUGUUGUCCUGAGGCUUAUGAUGGAGGGUUAACAUCAGCUACUUGUUUGCCAAUUUCAACCGCCUGUAAGGAACCUGACAGAAAAAUGAUUGUCUUUGCUGAAGAGAUGGUUUCUGUUCAAGAAGGGGAGGAUACACAAUUUGCUAAACAGCAAACUCGAUCGAAUCAGCCUCUAGAACAAGGGUAUGCUCAGAAGGGCAACUACCAAAGCUCCCAAGGGACUUUCCCUGGACAACAAAUGCACAUACCACCUGGUUUUCCUCACCAACCACCUCAGCCUGCACCUAACCAAGAGCCUAAGUUGAGAGCCAUGUUGAAGCAGCUGCUACAAGCUCAAGCUGAUGGUGUUAUGGAGACAAGCAAGAAGCUAGCUGAUAUAAACUCAAAGAUUGAGUCCUUGAACACAAGAGUUCAGACCUUGGAGUACCACACUUCUUCUGCUGCUGCUAAACAAGGGCAACUACCUGGAAAGCCUGUUCAGAAUCCGAAAGAGCAUUGUAAAGUGAUCUUCACUCAAGAAGAAGGAUUUGAUCAAACAAGCUGA
Molecule: messenger RNA, 747 nt
Organism: Microthlaspi erraticum
Lineage: Eukaryota; Viridiplantae; Streptophyta; Magnoliopsida; Brassicales; Brassicaceae
Source: the annotation of a GenBank genome assembly